UCGUCCAUGUGGUGCGUUCUUAACUCUAAGAUGCUGAAGUUCUACCAUAAACAAACUUCACAGUCGCCUUUCAACAUCGUUGCAUGUGACCAAAUAGUGAUGAUCAGUCUGGAACCUCUGGCCGGUCUCCGGAGUUGUUUUUCGGACGAUGCAUUCUCGUUAUAUUACGUAGAUUCACGAGGCAGUCGCCUUCGGCACUUGACAUUCACCGUUGAGAAUCGCGACGAGUUGGUGCCUUGGAUAAACUUUAUCGGCAUGAGGUUUCAAGCAGUGGGCAACGUCUAUGCUAAACGAGGUAGCACGGGGAUUUGGUUACAGUGCACCUUGAUCAUUAGCGACACUAAACUUUUGUAUAGUCUCAAUCACGAAGCCUGUUGUCACGAAGUGGAUAUGCGGAAGAUAAUCAACAUAAAGGUUCAUUCGAGCAAGAAGGACCAGUGUGCUUUGUGCACCGAACGCGGUCCAUGUCUUGCUUUAUGGAUGGAAGGAGGAACGCUGUUUUUGCAAGCCGAUUUCAAAGCAGUUACGGAGAUCUGGCAGACGAUCAUCACGUCUUUCGUCCUGGUAAAUAGAUUUUUUUUUAUAUUUGUUUUAGUGUUUUUCUGUUUAAUGUUUAUGCGCGAUUGGUUAUAAUG
Soboliphyme baturini is the source of this 635-nucleotide messenger RNA. The record is from the annotation of a GenBank genome assembly. Lineage: Eukaryota; Metazoa; Nematoda; Enoplea; Dioctophymatida; Soboliphymatidae.